AUGCGUAUGGGCCCCACUUGUUCCAUUGAAUAUGGGUCUACUCAACUCGUGGAUUACCAAGGUAGUAUACUCCUCAAGCGUCCGGACAACUUCGAUGACCUUGAUGAGCAUAAAGCCGAAAUCAAGCAGCGAAUUUUCAAGUCAACACUGUUCCAACUCUACUUGAUUGAAACGGAGGAGAAGAACCCAACUCUGGCGAAGGCCUUCCACCUAGACCACGGGAAAACAAGACGUCUGCCAGUAGAACAUGCCGAUGAUACGUGGGAUGAUGAUAUUGUGUCCUUCCGGGAGGCUCUUAUCAACGUUGAAAGGUGGUUGACUACUCCCGAACUAGAAACUGGUAGCUAAUGGAAGUUAGGUAUUGGAAAGAAUUAGGGAUCGAAGAAGAUUGUCCAAUCCAUUUUACUGAAGAUGAUUUGAGGAAUCACUUUCGAGAUGCGGAAGGAUGGAACGAGGUCCAGGAUGUCUUCGACAGAAUCGAAGGGCUUGUAAAGAGAGAUGGCUGGACCAAUAACGAGACCUUUGAUGAGGCCGUCUGGCAUGCUGACUGUCUCUC
Messenger RNA from Aspergillus sclerotioniger CBS 115572, 556 nucleotides. RefSeq lists its product as uncharacterized. The record is from RefSeq and is a predicted model, not a curated record. The transcript has 2 exons. Bases 1 to 348 code for a protein of 115 amino acids. Lineage: Eukaryota; Fungi; Ascomycota; Eurotiomycetes; Eurotiales; Aspergillaceae.